Messenger RNA from Sinocyclocheilus grahami, 2141 nucleotides. Its product is annotated as WD repeat-containing and planar cell polarity effector protein fritz homolog. Lineage: Eukaryota; Metazoa; Chordata; Actinopteri; Cypriniformes; Cyprinidae. Gene Ontology annotation, cellular component: axonemal basal plate. The transcript has 16 exons. Gene Ontology annotation, biological process: establishment of protein localization; nervous system development; cilium organization. The record is from RefSeq and is a predicted model, not a curated record. Gene Ontology annotation, molecular function: protein binding. Bases 87 to 2141 code for a protein of 684 amino acids.
CCUGCAAGUCCCAGAUACAGAUAUUGGCACAUACCAGCUCAGUGAAAAAGGAGAACCAGCCUCUUCUACAGAUCAGCAUUACUACAAUGAGAAACAGCAGUUUGCAGACAGAGCUGCUGCAGUCAUGCCCGGUCAUGAGUGUCAGAUGGAGAUGCAAACAGUGCUGUCAGCUGCUGUUGAGAUCAGGGGUAUUGGUGACCCUUAUCCUGGGCGGAGCUCAGGUCGAACGGGUGGCUAUUGACAGAACGCUGGUGGGGCGACUACCUGCUGACACCAUCAGCGACGCGGUGAUCGGCGAUCGCUUCCUGCUGUUCUCGCUGAUGGAGAGGAGUCAGGUGUGUCAGGUUUACCUGAACAGGAAGAACCAGAGCUCACCUGAGCUAGCACGACACAUGGAGAAACUCACAGCUACAGAGAUUAAGGUUUCAGUGGUGGAUUUACCUGGUGGAGGACGGCGCAUGGAGCGCAACGUGGGGCUGAACCGGACACAGGAUGUGGCCGUGUGCUGGUGGCCUCUCUGUAACGAGGAGGUAAGGCCUUGGUCUCCAGUCCCUAGUGCAGUGGACAGGGCCAACCUGGUGCUGCUCGCCUGCUCGGAUACACCAGGGCUUACGGUUUUGAGCUCUAUCCGAACUGAUGGAAACCCUAUAGACUGCAGAUUCAGUUUGACCCAACCCUACCACGUCCUGACCGCGGAGCUGCACCAAGAGGCCAAACACUCCACGUCUGAGCUGUACGAGGAGGCCCAGCCUCCUGAAGUCCAAACCUGUGUAUAUGAAUGUGCUCGUGGAUGUCUCCAACGUCUGUCCAGCUCUCCUCUACCCCUGACGUCCAAACCUAUAAUCUGUUGUCGUGACCCGUUGGAGCGCUGGGUUCUCCUGGGGCUUCAGGAUUGCUCUGUAGUUCUUUUUGACCCACAGACAGGCCACUCACAGUGGGCCUCCUGCUCCAUGGUGCCAGCGGUACUAGCAUGGCAUCCUUCAGGAGCUCUGCUGGUGGUGGGCGGAGGUCAAGGCGAGCUCCAGUGCUUUGAUAUGGGACUCUCGCCUCUCCCUCUGCGGUUAGUGAGUGAAGAACCGAUUCCUGGCUCUAUAGGCCCCAGCCUGCAGCUCUCUCGUCACAUAAAAACCUCUGAGGGGCUAGAGGGAAUGCAUUGGGCCUACUGUCCGAUAUCUCAUGGAAACGAGGGUCUGGAGGCACAUGACUUACUGCUGCUUCGGUUUCAUGGAGGGCCGCUUGCUGCACUGAGGCUAAGAUUAGGUGUGUUCAAUGGGGCUCAGCUAGGCCCAGGUGAUCUGGUACAGCACCGUUUGCGCUGUGAGGAGGUGAACACAGCACUGGGAAUUCUGGGUAAUAUGGACUGGGCCAUGAUGGGAGCAGAGUGUUACAGGUCACUCAGCUCCAUCACAGAUCACCUGCUGAGAAAACCACUGGACCAGCAAACUGAAGGUCAGUUGGAAGCUGUGCUGGGGAUGUUUUAUGCCCCCUGCAGACCCCUCUCAAACACUGUCAUACUGGAGUACAGAGAUCCCAUCAGCCGAUACGCCCGCCGAUUCUUCCAUCACCUGCUCAGACACCAGAGGUUUGAAAAAGCCUUCUUGCUGGCUGUAGAUAUCGGUGCGAGAGAUCUGUUCAUGGACCUCCAUUACGUGGCAGCAGAUAAGGGUGAGGUGGUGUUAGCCUCUGUAGCCAAGAAGAAGGCUAAUGAAAUAGACGCAGAGGCACAAACAUCGGCACCAGAUGAGUGUCAGUCACCGUACGAAGGGCAGAGUGGAGUCAAACCAUCAACCAUCAGCGAGAGGCAUGAUCACGACCCCGAACACUGGAGCAAUGCAUCAAGGGCCAGAGAAACGUCAACCUCCGAGGCUACGGACGAGUUCUCGAACGCCCUGACAAGUCAUCGCACCUGGCCUUGGAAACACACAGAAAUCAACCUUGUUGACCGGAACACCCAGGAUCAGUGGUGCGGCUUGUGGGCUGGGUUUAAUUCUCCACCUGUUUGGUGUAUGAGAUUACAAGCAGAAGAAAUGCAGAGGGAUACGCAGCGCGUGUCUCUAAAGAGGAGGCUGCCGUUUUCCCCCCACAGUCUUCAUACACAGCGGCCAUGUCAGAACUGUCGCCGGCCUGCUCUCCGAACUUAA